AUGUCGUUCCUUGGCGGCGCAGAGUGCUCGACUGCGGGGAACCCGCUCAGCCAGUUCUCCAAGCAUGUCCAGGAUGACCGGACGCUUCAGCACGACCGCCUAGUUGGCCGAGGCCCUGGUGCCUCGAUGGGUGGUUUCCGGAGCACUCCCGCCAGUGCGCCGCAAGACGAGAUGGUGAACGGCUUCCUUCACCAGAACCCCAAUUUGCCUGAGAUUCCCCUCGAACAGCAAGCCCCUCUGCCGCACGUCCACAUCGACCCGAAUCAUGCCGUCCACCUUCAUCCCCAAGCCGCGACGCCCAUGUCGCCCCAGGCCUCCAUGGAGGCUGCUUUCAACGUUCCCCCGGGCACCCAGUUCAGCCCUGAAGAAUUCGCCAAGUUCCAGCAGAUGAAUGCGACAUCGACGGUCGCUCCGAGCCCUGCUGCCUCCGUUACCACUCAGCCCCAGGCCGCGAUGCCCAUGACCAUGCAGCCUCUUGCCGCCCCCAUGUACCGCCCCAUGAUGUCGCAUCCCAUGUACCAGCCUAUGUAUGGCCCUCAAAUGAUGCACAUGCCCCAGCAACCGCAACAAGAGGUCCAGGGCAAGGGCAAGGAGCGACUGGUAGAGCUGGACGACAGCAAGUGGGAGGAGCAGUUCAAGCAGAUGGAGCUGCACGACCGCCAGCUGCGCGAGGAGGAGGCUGCCAAGACGGAGGAGAAAGACGAGGCUAAGGCCAUGGAGCCCGAGCUGAACAAGAUGGACGAGCAGCUGCACUCCGAGACAGGCUAUGGCGACCUUGAGUCGAUAUGGGCCGGCAUCCAAAAGGAGCAGGAGGCCCUCCGCGACUUGGACGACGAGGAAAACUAUGUUCGCUUCGACAACGGUAGCUUCGACAACACCAGCUGGGGUAUCAACAGCGGCUUUGGCACUGGCCCCAUCGUGGAGCCUUACAUGUUCGAGCAGGAAAACAUCUUCCAGAACGAGCAGAACCCCUUCGAGGAAGGCUUGCGCAUCAUGCGCGAAGGCGGUAACCUUUCUCUGGCCGCCCUGGCGUUCGAGGCUGCCGUGCAGAAGAACCCGGACCAUGUUGAGGCUUGGGUCCAUCUCGGCAGUGCGCAGGCCCAGAACGAGAAGGAGGAGGCUGCCAUCCGCGCGCUGGAGCAUGCGCUCAAGAUCGAUCCCAACAAUCUGGAUGCCCUGAUGGGCCUUGCCGUGUCUUACACAAACGAGGGCUAUGAUAGCGUUGCCUACCGCACCCUUGAGCGCUGGCUAUCCGUCAAGUACCCACAGAUCAUCGCUCCGGCCGAUGUCUCUGCUCCGGCCGAGAUGGGCUUCACCGACCGCGCAAAGCUCCACGAGCGUGUGACUAAUCUCUUCCUCGAGGCUGCGCGUCUGGCUCCGGAUGGUGAUCACAUGGACCCAGACGUUCAGGUUGGCCUGGGCGUUCUCUUCUACGGCGCCGAGGAGUAUGACAAGGCCGUGGAUUGCUUCCAGGCCGCCCUCCACUCGUCCAUCCAGGGCAGCAGCAACCAGCGCGAGCAGGUUCACCUGUUGUGGAAUCGCUUGGGUGCGACGCUGGCCAAUUCGGGUCGCUCCGAAGAGGCCAUCGCAGCCUACGAGAAGGCGCUCGCCAUCCAUCCCAACUUCGUGCGCGCCCGCUAUAACCUGGGCGUUUCCUGCAUCAACAUCGGCUGCCAUGCAGAGGCGGCUGGCCACCUGCUCGCCGCUCUCGAUAUGCACAAGUCGGUUGAGAAAAGCUUCCGCGAUAGGGCGCGCGAGCUACUCGGCGUCAACAAGGACGACCCGUCAGCCGAUGCGCGCAUCGAGGCCAUGACUACCCAGAAUCGGAGCACGACUCUCUACGACACGCUCCGUCGUGUCUUCACCCAGAUGGGCCGGCCCGACCUGGCUGAGAAAGUCGUGGUCGGCGUUGAUCCCGAUAUCUUCAGGGGUGAAUUUGACUUUUGA
Thermochaetoides thermophila DSM 1495 is the source of this 1947-nucleotide messenger RNA. RefSeq lists its product as uncharacterized. The coding region runs from base 1 to 1947 and encodes 648 amino acids. The record is from RefSeq and is a predicted model, not a curated record. Gene Ontology annotation, cellular component: cytosol; peroxisomal membrane. NCBI's taxonomy places the organism in Eukaryota, Fungi, Ascomycota, Sordariomycetes, Sordariales, Chaetomiaceae. Gene Ontology annotation, molecular function: protein binding. The transcript is spliced from 2 exons. Gene Ontology annotation, biological process: protein import into peroxisome matrix, docking.